AUGCUCGCGAGCAUGCCACCGCAUUUGCGUGCGAUGAUGGAGAAGCAGUUCUCUACGGAUCCAAGGGCGCGCGGCUACCCGGCGGCGUACCAGGACGAGCGGGUCCCGGACGCCGAGGCCGGCAGCGUCGACUGGGCGCGCAUCACCUCGGCGCCGUUCAGCUGGAUGUCGCACCGGCUCGGCAAGUCGGGCCACCGCGGCCGCGUCUACUGCGAGAUCCGCGGCCUCCAGUCGGAAAAGGGCAAACAACUCAACGGGAAGCGCGCCUGGGUCUACCGCCUCGUCGACGGGGCGGGAAAGACCGUGAAAGCGGUGGACGCGACGCCGGAGACCCGGCUCUCGGCGCUCUACGACGCCGACGCGCGGGACCCCGACCCGUCGUACGACGCCGCCAAGGCGUCGCCGUCGGCCAAGGCCGUGGCCGUCAAGCCGGCGAACCUUGUGAUCGUGCCCGCGCCGCUGCCCGCGACGCCGCCGCCGAAGCGGUCGCUGCUCUCGACGUUCGCGGGCGACGUGGACGCGACGACGGCGCCGGUCGCGGACGACGAGGCCGUGGGCUUCUACGUGUUCUACCCGGGCCUGCGGCUCGGCGCGAGCCGCGUGCUCGAGCACCGGGCGGCGCUACGCCUCGACGUGGCCAAGCUCGGGAACUGGGGCUCGGCGCUGCCCGGCAACACGGAGCUGACCGAGGCCCAGCUGCGGGCGAAGCUGUCGCAGAUGAAGGCGGCGGGCGGCCUCGCGGCGAGCGCCUGGGACCCGCUCGACGGCCCCGGCUGGCCGGGGAUCUACACCGACCUCCGGUCGCGCGGCGUCGCGGAGGCGGCCGCCGAGGACGUCGUCGAGUGCGAUUCGCUCGCCGAGGCCUUCGCGCUGUGGAGUGAGAUCGACGCCGUCGUCGGCGCGAACCGCCCGGGCGUCGGCGGGCUCGAGGGCGUCAUGGGAAGCAUGGAGCUGAAUUACGACGGCGGGGCGACAACGAUGGUCCGUCCCGGCUCGGCAUCGCAGCCGUACAUCACGCCCAUGCGCGCGCGGCUGCCGCCGGGGACGACGGCUCGGACCUUCCGAGACUUUUGCCAGUGGGUCAUAUGGACGGAGGGCUGCGGGAUCACGUGCUGCGAGGACAGCGUGGGCCUGGGCCUGCUGGGCGCGACGAUCGUCGAGCGCGAUGGAAUCUUCACGGGGGUCGCUAUUUUUGCGACGCAGGGGUCCUACGCGCCCACGGACUUCGUCAGCGACUUCGGAGCCGAGAAGGCGCGCUGGGCGGCGACGCUCGACGGCGUCCGCGUCGCCUUCGAGGUGGGGCGCUCGGCCUACUCUCGGGACGACGCGGUCACGCCGGCGCGCGAGCAUCCCCCGCGGCGCGAGAGGCGGGCUCUUCCGAUCGCCCUGCGGUCGGUUCACGCUCGCGAGCUGGUGGCAGAACGGUAG
Messenger RNA from Pelagomonas calceolata, 1428 nucleotides. NCBI's taxonomy places the organism in Eukaryota, Pelagophyceae, Pelagomonadales, Pelagomonadaceae. The record is from the annotation of a GenBank genome assembly.